Molecule: messenger RNA, 1916 nt
Organism: Pseudomassariella vexata
Lineage: Eukaryota; Fungi; Ascomycota; Sordariomycetes; Amphisphaeriales; Pseudomassariaceae
Exons: 4
Coding region: 136-1773 (545 amino acids)
Source: RefSeq, a predicted model, not a curated record
AAGCCGGGUCUUACACCAAAACCGAACUGGACUUUAGCGCAAGCCCGGGAUAGCAGCGAAUCAGAUCAGACGAUAACGCCCCGACGUUUUCCAGAAGUACUAGUCAAGUUACGGUGUAAAGAAGGGACGAUAAACAUGGGUCUCUUCUCCAAGAAACCCAAACAGCCCAAGACGGUCAGUGUCAGCGACACACAUUCCACCGCGAGCUUCAACUCGGAUCACAGCAACCUCAAAUCGCCCUUGCGCAUGAUGGCCAACAAUCGAACGUCAGGUGGUGGUAAUGGUGGUGCAAAUGGAAACGAUGGUAACUCGGUGCCCACGACGCCCUUGACGCCCUUCUCGCCCCGCUUGCCCAGAGUCGACUUGCCCAAACCUCCCGACCCCAACUUGGAUCCCGCUGCCUAUCUGCGUAGUUUGGGCGCCGUCAGAGAGAGGAGCAGGAUCGUCACGGACAAGGCAUUGCGGAAUAAGUUGAAUCAUUUCGAUGUCGACAUGACCAAGUUCCCCGAUGUGGUUACUUUUGUUUGUGGAAUUAUCAAGAGGGAUUACGAUGCACCAUUCACGAGCAUCCCGGGCCACGGCCGCCACCAGCACUUCUGCGUCGGAGGCCGGGACCGCAUCGCGAAUCUACUCUCCACAUUCGACCAGUCCGUCGACAAGACAGAGCAAUGUCGUCGGUUGAUCGACCUGUUCCUCGUCAGCGUGCUGCUUGAUGCGGGUGCGGGCACCACGUGGAGUUUCCAGAGUGCGGAAAACGGACGCGUGUAUAAACGAAGUGAGGGCCUGGCCAUUGCAAGUCUGGAGAUGUUCAAGACGGGACUUUUCUCCGGCGACCCGAACAACAAAUUCCAAGUUGACAAGAAAGGCCUCCAAAGUUUGACAGUUGAGCAACUGGAGAAGGGUAUGCAAUCACGGCCGGGGAAUGAAGUAGCGGGGUUGGAGGGCCGAUCACAGCUCUUAAUACGGCUGAGCGAGGCUUUGGACCAGAAGGCAGAUUUCUUUGGCGAGGAUGGAAGACCCGGAAACCUGGUUGACUACCUCCUCUCCCAUCCUACGACACAGGCAUCAUCAAACCCAGUAGUCAUCCUCCCCGUCCUCUGGAAUGUCUUAAUGUCAGGCCUGGCACCCAUCUGGCCCGCCUCCCGAACAGCCAUAGAUGGCGUCUCCCUCGGCGACGCCUGGCCCUGUUCUUCCAUGCCCCAAGCCGGCAAAACCCGCUCCCCGACAUCUGCCACCUUCUCCCCCUUCCCGCACACCUCCCAAGCUGAAAAGCCUGCACCCUGGGAGUCCAUCCUCCCCUUUCACAAGCUCACCCAGUGGCUCACCUACUCCCUGAUGCAGCCCAUGCAAUCACUCCUCAAAGUGCAGUUCGCGGGAACCGAGCUGCUGACUGGACUUCCCGAGUACCGCAACGGUGGGCUGUUUAUCGAUCUGGGUGUGCUCACGCUCAAACAGCUGGACAUGGAGCGGGGGCUGGAAAAUUAUAACGAGUAUUGCCGACGAAAGAGCGAGAAGGGCGUGGAGGUCGCGCCCAUGUUUGCGCCGAGCGACGACGUCGUGGUGGAGUGGCGGGGUGUCACGGUCGGGUUUUUGGACCGGUUGUGUGCGGAAGUUAAUAUUGCGUUGAGGAAGGAGCUCCAGGGGGGUGAGCUGACGUUGGCGCAGUUGUUGGAAGCGGGAAGUUGGAAGGGAGGACGAGAAAUCGCAGAGGUUAGCCGGCCGAAUACCAAGGAGCCUCCGAUCUUGAUUGAUUCGGACGGAACGGUAUUCUAAAGUCCCAAGUCUCCCGGACAUGAAUGACGAGGGACAGGGGUACGGAGGAGGAAGGUUGUGUUUUAACGCGUGUUGCAUUGGAUGGAUGCAUGCUGGGUUACGUUGAAGUACGGUUGCCAUCAAAGACUGGGAGGCGCGCCGUC